Molecule: messenger RNA, 1832 nt
Organism: Ochlerotatus camptorhynchus
Lineage: Eukaryota; Metazoa; Arthropoda; Insecta; Diptera; Culicidae
Product: chymotrypsinogen A-like
Exons: 3
Coding region: 136-1770 (544 amino acids)
Biological process (GO): proteolysis
Molecular function (GO): serine-type endopeptidase activity; protein binding
Source: RefSeq, a predicted model, not a curated record
GAUCCAGAGAAAUCAAAUCGUUAGGCGGGCGUUGUUUUGCGUAGCCUAAUCAGUCUUCUUACCGACUCAUUGAUAGCGUCAAUUCUCUACUUUGCCUUGUUUGAGUUUGUUUUGAAGUUGAACUGGAACUAUGAAAUGCUGCGGAUGUAUGUUAAUUCCUUCUUCAGAUUUUCCUUGCUCACGAUUCCUCUGCUUUGCCUAGCGAGAAGAUCGGUCAUUCUCUACAGUGUUUAUACGUGGCCCGAGAACUCUAGUGACUUCUCCCGGUUCACAACCGAUCAUUGGCUGGAAUUUUAUAGAAUCCGAACAAAGCAUCUCUCAGCGGAGGACUUGAACCACUUCACCAAGUUGGAAGGAUUGGCCUUUCUUUCCGGCCGUAUCGACAAAGCCUACGUGAAACCAAGCCUGAAAGAAUUUGCCUUAACUGCUACUGGGACAAGUGAGAUUCUUAUCAACGUAGCUGAUGACUAUCAAUUGGUUGACCUGGAAGUAUCCGGUUGCAAGCUGAAAGCUCUUCCUCGAAAUGUCGGGCGGCUGAGUAGAUUGCAAUCACUUGAUUUGUCGAGAAAUCAAAUUGAAUUCGUUGAAAUGGAUAUUCUGAACAGUCUAAAUAUGCUCCAGGUGCUCGUUAUCAGUUCGAACCAGAUUCGAACCGUUUCUACGAACUAUGAAAUAAGCUUACCCAAACUUACCGGUCUUGACUUCAGUUACAACGAUCUUUCAGAUCUAAACAUUUGCUCUUGGAACCUGCCGCAUCUAAGGAAGAUUUCUCUAGCUGGAAACAAUCUCUCGUACGUAGUGGACAUUCUUCAAAAGCUUCCAAUCGUAGAUUAUAUACUGCUCGUGAAAAACCCUCUGCAUUGCGGUUGGCUUAAAAUGAUAACUGAAGAAAUCGAUAAUGCCGAUAGGGAUAUAAACUUCAUUGGCGCAUGUAGUAAAUCGAAGACAAAUCUAACUUUUAUUGAAGGAUGUUCGGCGAAGCAGCUUCCCUUUCAGUGUGGCCUACGACAGAGGAGAAACGUUGAGUUGAUUGUCCAUGGCCACGAUGCUACCCGAGGGGAUUGGCCUUGGCAUGUGGCCGUCUAUCACAAGCUUGCCGAAGAAUCACUGUAUGCAUGCGGAGGGACGCUGAUUAGUAGUACCUUUAUCCUGACGGCAUCUCACUGCGUGAUAGACUCGAGCACAAGAAACAAGCUUCUAACGGAACAGAUACUUGUCAAACUGGGUGUGUUCGAUUUGAACAAUGUGGAUCCGGAAUCGCAAGAGCGGUCGGUGCAGGAAAUCUUCAAGUUCGAAAAUUUCUCACGGCUGGUGGAUGAUAUUGCUUUGCUCCGGUUAACUGAGCCAGCCGAGCUGAACUCCUGCGUGCAUCCGGUGUGCGUUGAUCGGCAAGGGGACUUCGUGGGAGAAUACGGCACUGCUGUUGGUUGGGGCUUGAGAAGCGAUGACAGUGUUUCCAGCAUUCUUCAAAGUGCCCCAAUGCCAGUUAUUUCAACGCUACCCUGUUUGAUGAGUAGUCGCAGUUUUUUUGCGAAUACAUUGAAUUAUGGUGUCUUCUGCGCCGGUUACAGCAACGGAACGAGUGUCUGUAACGGUGACAGCGGGGGUGGGUUGUUUUUCCAGCGCAACAAUAUCUGGUUUGUUGGUGGAAUUAUUUCGUUCAGCGAAUCCCGGCCGGGAAGUGACGGGUUGUGCAGAACGGAUGGGUAUGGUGGAUUUGUGAAUGUUUCGUACUACGGAUCGUGGAUUCAAAGGAUUACUGAUCUGUAGAUGCUUUAUUUGUUUGGAAUAAAAAAAAAUUUAAUAAAUGAAACAGUUUAAAGAAAUUGAAU